This is a messenger RNA of Penicillium expansum, 930 nucleotides long. RefSeq names its product NmrA/HSCARG family protein. Bases 1 to 930 code for a protein of 309 amino acids. The record is from RefSeq and is a predicted model, not a curated record. Lineage: Eukaryota; Fungi; Ascomycota; Eurotiomycetes; Eurotiales; Aspergillaceae. The transcript is spliced from 3 exons.
AUGACUAAAAUUAUUGCAGUUUUCGGUGCUACAGGACAGCAAGGCGGCUCUGUCAUUCGCACUAUUCUGCAGGAUGUGAGCCUCUCUCAGAAGUUCAAUAUUCGGGGCAUCACUCGUGAUGCAUCCAAGCCGGCCGCUCAAGCUCUUGUGAAGCAGGGCAUCGAGGUCAAGACCGCCGACAUGAACUCAAAGGAGUCACUGGCUCAGGCAUUGGAGGGCAGUCACUCAGUCUUCCUUGUGACCACUCCGGACUGGGGAAAUGCCGGUUCCGAUGCUGAGCUGGUACAUGGAAAGAAUGUUGCUGAUGCAGCAAAGGAGGCUGGCGUACAGCAUCUGAUUUUCUCGUCUUUGUUCAACGUCACAGAGACAUCGGGUGGUCGCCUUAAGCAUGUCCCUCACUUCGAUCACAAGGCGCAGGUCGAGGAGUAUAUUCGGUCAAUUGGUGUGCCAGCCACCUUUGUGCUGCCAGGUUACUUCAUGACCAACUACACUGUAUUUGGAAUGCUGCGCAAGGACAGCGACGAUGUUUACAACUUGGCCUACCCUGUCGGCAAAGACGCACAAUUCCCGCUUAUUGACAUUGCUAGCGACAUGGGCAAAUAUGUGGCAGCGGCCUUAAAAAACCGGUCCGAGGUUCUUGGUCUCCAGCUUUUGGCAGCGGCUGACUAUUACUCCCCUACGCGUAUACUUGCCGAGUUCGAGUCGCUCACUGGAAAGAAAACCCAGUUUGUUCAGGUGGACAGUGACACUUACAAGAGUUUUAUUCCCGGUCCGAUGGGAGAGGAGAUGUUGGAGAAUCACUUGUUUGUUGAGAACCCGGGUUAUUUCAAUGGCCGCAGUUUGAAGGAGAGUCACAAACUGCUCGAAAAGUCUGGUUAUCGAGUGACGACUUGGAAGGAUUUCUUGGAGCAAAGCAAAGAAUCGCUUUAG